AAACAGUCCGCGAUCGAAGUUGACGUGAAAAAGAAAAAAAGAAAAGAAAAGAAGAAAAAAAACAGAACACGUGCGUUUCCGAGAAAGCCGACGCUUCCACGGAAUCGCGGUCUGUUUUCACUUUGAAUAGACGCCGAGGAAGAAAAGAAGAAGAAGAAAUCCACCAAAGAAAUCCCCGGAUUUAUAACUCCAGGUUAAUACACAAACGCGUCCACUAGGGGGCGACGCAGCUAAACUCUCCGUUGUCACGUGUCUGUUGUACGUCAUCACGCACGCCGUGCAGUAAAACGGUCAGCUGAUCAUCGGUGAGGGAGGAAGUGUCAGGUUGCGGAUCUCGGGAUUCUUCACGGACGAUGAACAGCGCAGCGCUUUUCGUCACGUUUGCCGCUUUGGCAGCAGGUGUUUUGGGGGACCAGCUGACGGUGCUGCGGAGCCCCCAGUAUGUGAACUUCAGAUCAGGGAAAUGGCCGCUUGCUGGAGAGAAGAUCCCGGACCUGGUGGCGCUCACCAUGGGCUUCUCGAUCCGCCAGGAUCUGGAAUGGCCCGGUUUGGCAGUAGGUUCUCUGUUCCAGCGUCCGCGCGCCAACGCCUUGAUCACGGUCCGGGGAAUCGACAGUUUGGAUCUCCCCUCUAAUAUCUCCUCGUACCCCCUGGAAAAUUCGGUGCCCUUCACCCUGGACAGCGUUGCGAACUCCAUCCACACCCUGUUUGCUGAGAGCACUCCGGUGGUCCUGCAGCUCGCCCCCAGCGAGGAGAGGCUGUACAUGAUGGGCAUGGCCAACACGGUGUUUGAGGAUUUGCCCGUCACUCUGCAGCAGAUCCGCACUCGUCUGUCACAGGAGGGUUCGGUCCUGCCUUCACUCCCACUCAACUCACUGAGCCGUAACAAUGAGGCUGAUCUGCUCUUCCUGUCCGAGAUACAAGUCCUACAUGAUAUUUCUGCUCUGCUGAUGAGACACAGGCACUUGGCUAAAGACCAGGCUCCUGAUCUGUUCAGUCUGGAGCUGGCCGGUAUGGAGGAACUCUCCCGCCGCUACGGCUCAGACUCCCCUCAGUUCCAGGACGGCCGUGAGAUUCUGGUAGCUGCGCUGCAGAAGUUCGCUGAGGACGUCUUCGGCGUGUACAGCAGCAACGCGGUGGUGGAGGUGGUGACGGUGCAAACGUUCGAGACGCCGCUCAUCAGGAAGUCACGCUCCAUCCUGCAGGCUAAACAGAGUAACCCAGGAAACCCCUACAACCUGGCCUACAAGUACAACUUCGAUUAUGCCGUGGUGUUCAACAUCGUGCUGUGGCUCAUGAUCGUGUUGGCUCUCGCCGUCAUCGUCAUCUCCUACAACCUGUGGAACAUGGACCCGGGCUACGACAGCAUCAUCUACAGGAUGACCAAUCAGAAGAUCCGCAUGGACUAAACCGUGCGUUGUGCCGCAGUGCGGUUGCUGUGUGUCGUUGUUAUGCGUGUGUGUUUGUGUGGGUGUACAGGUUUCUCAUUUCCAUACAUCGAGUAUAUUGUGUGUGUACAGAGAUAAAAAUGUCAUUUUGUGAAUAUAGGAUGAAGAAUAUUUAUUGAUCUUUGGUGAGGAAAAAAAAAGAUUACAUCUAUGUAUACAGUAAAUGAUAGACGGAUGAACAUGUGUUUAGCUUCCAUUAAUUGCACACCAGUUUCUAUUGGAGUGAAGGUUCUGCUGUAGAGAUGUGCUCAUGUGAGGUACUGUGUUUGUGAUCCACCUCAUUCCCUCAUUCAUCUGUAUUUAUUGUCUUUUUUUAAAUUCCUGAUACACUGGACCAUAAUAUCUGGCGUAGGGUAAAAAAAGUGGGCUGAUUUGACCAGAAUUGCAUGCGUUGAAUUAAAAACUUCAUCACUCUUCCACAUUGCCAUGAAACGUUGUUUUCUGUCCAUCUGAAACUCAAUAAAACCGUUUAGGAGACGAA
Silurus meridionalis is the source of this 1929-nucleotide messenger RNA. RefSeq names its product ATPase H+ transporting accessory protein 2 (gene atp6ap2). The transcript is spliced from 10 exons. Gene Ontology annotation, molecular function: signaling receptor activity. Gene Ontology annotation, cellular component: external side of plasma membrane; membrane. The coding region runs from base 354 to 1409 and encodes 351 amino acids. The record is from RefSeq and is a predicted model, not a curated record. Gene Ontology annotation, biological process: positive regulation of Wnt signaling pathway. NCBI's taxonomy places the organism in Eukaryota, Metazoa, Chordata, Actinopteri, Siluriformes, Siluridae.